AGCUGUGUUGAAAAAGGCAACAACAGCACCUUAGUUCUUGUAUCUCUCUGAAAAUUCCCUUAGUCAAUAAGCUUCAAUUGUCCCCUGAAGAUGUUCUUUCUAACUAAGAAUUUGGAUCAGUCUCGCCAUGAAAAGGAAAUUAUUGGAGAUAACUUCCCACAUAUUAUAAAAACUGUCCUGCUUUUGCUGGCAGGGAUAGGAACAUCUGCUCUAUGAAGAAAAAAAAAGUUCCAUGCAAAUUACAUAGUCAAAGAGGAGAAGGGAUGUUCGAGUUGAGUAAACCACAGAGUGACAUUAUUUCUUGUAACCGUACUGUGAGUCAGCACAUUUUUAAUCUUCAUGAUAAUAUAUGGAAACACGAGAUAGGGAAAGGCAUUCAUUUUAGCGUUUGCUUUUAUUUUAUAUUUUUGUGGGUGUGAGCCUGUGACUUCAUGGCAUCAUCAUCUCCCUUUUUAAACAAGGGUACAGUAAAUUGGGGAAAGCUGACUGGAAGGUGCAUCGCCCUUAGCUUUAGAAAGCAGCUUCCGCCCAAAGCAAAGAGUGCAGAGCAAUGGAACCCCAUGUUCCUGGAAGUUUGCACAUCAGAGUAAACAAACUUGAAGACUCCUCUUGAUAGCAGAAUUCAACCAGCCCUGUUCCAUUUUCUCAUAACAAAACACACCGCAAAAUCUCUCACAAGCUUCUUUGAUGAAGCCACAUGUAUUUCCCCCUUCACAAUUUACAGGAAGUUACUCUUAAAAGAAAGUGAUUCUGGUGUUUACUGCUUGUGUUAAAGGGACAGAGUUCCCUUUUUAUUUUUUGAUAGCAUUGGAGAGACAUAAAAAAGGCUUUUUAGCCAGUCAGGGUGUGUGAGUAAGAAUCAAGCCAAUAGUUUGCUUUCCCCAUGGAUACUCUUGGACUGUGAACAGGAUGAGGCUUCCUGGAGACCACACACUACAGAUCAUCAGGUAUUAGUUGCCAAAGAAAAUCAGAUCUAUUCUAAUGGGGAGCUUCACCACUUCAUCGAUGGCUUUAAUGAGGAAAAAAGCAACUGGAUGCGUUAUGUGAACCCUGCUCACUCCGUUCAGGAACAGAAUUUGGCUGCGUGUCAGAAUGGAAUGAACAUCUAUUUCUACACUAUUAAGCCAAUCCCUGCCAACCAGGAACUUCUUGUGUGGUAUUGUCGGGACUUUGCAGAAAGACUCCACUAUCCUUCCUCCGGAGAGCUGAUGAAGAUGAAUCUCACUCAAACACACAUCAGUUCAAAGCAACAAAGCACUGAGAAAAAUGAACUUUGUCCCAAAAGUGUCCCAAAGAGAGAGCAUAGUGUGAAAGAAAUUCUGAAAAAUGAUUCCAGCCAUUCAAAAGGAAAGAGCUUCUUCCAUCCUAACAUUUCACUCAUCACUCCAGAAAAGGACAUGGAUGACUUCAGGAAAAACUGCAGCCCUGAAAGGCCUAUAUGCCCUCGGGUUAUCUACCCAAUCCGAGUUCCCAAUGCAGAAGACUUGUUGAAAGCUUCUCUGACCUAUCGGAUGGAGAGACCUACUUACAUCACUCACUCCCCCAUCCCAUCAUCCACCACUCCUAGCCCUUCAGCAAUAAGCAGCCCAGACCAAAGCUUGAAAAGCUCCAGCCCUCAUGGUAGCUUGGGAGACACAGUUUCACCUUUGGCUCCCAUUUCUCAAGAACAUCGAGAAUCUUACCCUUACUUGAAUACACACUAUGGCACAGAAGGACUGGGGUCUUACCCUGGCUAUAUACCACCCAGUCAUCUUCCUCCAGCUUUCUUCCCUUCUUAUAAUACUCAUUAUCCCAAGUUACUUUUACCUCCAUAUGGUAUGAGCUGUAAUAGCCUGAGUACUGUGAACAACAUAAAUGGCAUCAAUAACUUCAAUCUCUUCCCAAGGUUAUAUCCAGUCUAUGGUAACUUGCCUCAUUCCAUGUUCAACUCGGCUCUUCCAAAUUCAUUGCCCUCCGAAGGAUCCCGGAGAUUGUUGCAACCAGAGCACCCCAGAGAUGUUCUUGUACCUGCACCCCACAGUGCCUUUUCUAUCACCAGCGCAGCCACCAGCAUGAAAGACAAGCCAUGUAGUCCAACGAGUGGGUCCCCAACUGCUGGGGACACAUCUGAACAUAUGAUACAACCUAAAGCUACCUCAACAAUAUUGGCUGACAACAGGAGUGAAGAAGCCAUAAAUCUCAUUAAAAGUAAAAGAAAUAUGACUGGUUACAAAACACUUCCAUAUCCACUGAAGAAACAGAAUGGAAAGAUUAAGUACGAGUGUAAUGUUUGUUCCAAGACUUUUGGGCAACUCUCAAACCUGAAGGUCCACCUCAGAGUACACAGUGGAGAGCGACCAUUCAAAUGUCAAACUUGCAAUAAGGGUUUCACUCAGCUCGCCCACCUACAGAAACACUACCUGGUCCACACUGGAGAAAAGCCUCAUGAAUGUCAGGUUUGCCACAAGCGAUUCAGCAGCACCAGCAAUCUUAAGACUCACUUGAGACUUCACUCUGGAGAGAAACCAUACCAGUGUAAACUGUGCCCAGCCAAGUUCACCCAGUUUGUGCAUCUGAAACUCCACAAGCGCCUACACACCCGAGAGAGGCCACAUAAGUGUACUCAGUGCCACAAGAGCUACAUCCACCUCUGUAGUCUUAAAGUUCACCUAAAUGGCUAUUGCCCCCUAGAUCCUACUUCUGGUCUAUCCAUGGAGGACCUAACCCGAAUCAAUGAAGAAAUAGAAAAGUUUGACAUCAGUGACAAUGCAGACCGGCUAGAAGACACGGAGGAUGGUACUGAUAUGACCUCUGUGGUGGAGAAAGAGAUCCUGGCUUUGCUCAGAAGAGAGAUGGACGGCGCCAACCUGAAAAUGUCUUUGCAAAGGAACAUGGGAAAUGGACUAAUCUCCUCAGGAUGUAACUUUUAUGAGUCAUCAGACCCGUCCCUUAUGAAGUUGCCUCACAGUCACCCACUACCUCUGUUACCUGUAAAGGUCAAACAAGAAACAGUUGAACCAAUGGAUCCUUAAGACUUUCAGGAAAUGAAAGAAGUGAUUUUAUAUAUGUAUAUAUAUACAUAUAUAUAUAAAUAAUUUUAAUUUAUGACUUGGCAAGUCAGGAUGCCUGUGGCAAAUUGUUUAUACAUUUGAUUCCAAUGCUGCAAAGCUUUCCUGAUGUUGCAAAUGAGUUCCCUCACACUUUUCUUCCAAUUCAAAGAAGGAACUUUGAAGUUAUUGUAAUCUCAGGGCAUAAAGACAAAAAGACUAUUAUAUGUAUACGUAUUAUAUAUACAUACAUAUAUAUAUAUAUAUAUUUGACUGUGUGUUUUAAAUAUGUUUGUAAGUAUGUUUGCGUAGCCUUUCCCAUUACUAAGACAAUCUCCUUUCUAUAAUUAUUUUUCAAUGAUAGUACUUUAUAAUUUAUUAUGCAACUUAUCAUUAUAAAAGCAAUAAUUAGAAAAUGUUUACAAUGACUGGAAAAAUCAUUGUAAUUUGAGUAUAAAUGUUUAUUUUUUUGUCUUAUGGCCAUUCUUUGUAGAUAAUUUCUGCACAUCUGUCUAAAUUAAGGUGAAGUGAAGAUUGGAAAAACAAAAAUACAUUACUUCCGUCAACAUGCCUACAUACCCUAAAGUUUUGAAAAUGAGGUUUUGUAUUGCCAAAAAUGUAUGUGUUGAAUCAUACUUAAGAUCAUCUAGUCUGAACAACAUUGUGUUGUAACUUGGGGGUAGAUGUGCAGAAUUACCCAAUAAUAAUUUGGAUAGUGGCAAUAUGGAAAGGAAUCCUGUACCUGCCUCUUUGUAGGUAGUCCAAACUUUUUUUUCCCUUACCUACAGCUCUACCCAGAAAGGUGACAUGACAGGAAGAUAGUGCCAACCUGACUUUUAUGCCAAUGAGCAAGGGUGUUGGUUGUCGGUUGGAUGAGUUUAGUUUGUUUUCAUUUUUUGCUUUUUUCCCCCCUAAAAGCAAUACGAAACCCCAAAGUCACCCUGAAGAUCUAUCACAAAUUACCAUUUAUUUAACUUUGCCAUCCCGGUAUAGCAAUUUAAAAUGUGAAGAUGACAAAAUGCCAUGUUUGAAACCACUGUUAAAAGCACAAGUGGUUUUUGUGUUUUUCUGGUUGUAAUUUGGGUGUUUUGUAUGUAUGAUGUAUGUUUUAAUUUCUAGAUGUCAGAAUUGCACAAAAAUGGUGCUUUCCCAGAAAGGAGUUUUGGGGUAGAAAGGCUCAAUCCACAUUUUGAGAAACUAAGCAAACAAAGAAACAAAAAAACCAAAAAUGGGUUAUUUUCUGGUUUGCUCUGGGUGGAAGUGGAUGAUGAACAUUCCUGUUCCAGCACAUCGAUUUUGUUUUGUUUUCUGUAGGAUUCAGAUUUUCCUCAGUGUUUGCAUUUGUACAUUUUGUGGUUAAUUUAAUUGAAGAUGAAAAGGGCAUUGCAAAGUUAUUCAACAACAAUUACCUCAUUGAGUGUGUCCAGUAGUGCAGGAAAUGCUGUUUUAUCUAAUGCUUUGCUACUUUACAGAAAAAACUCAAGUACACAGAAAACUUAGAAUGUGUAUGUUACUUUAUUUUUUGUAAAGUUUCCUCUAUCCUUAAAAUUUAAAAAUCAUUCUGAAAGAUUGGGGCCAGAAAGGGAAUGGUGGGAACAGGGUGGAAGAAUAGGGAAAGAGUCAUGAGUAUUGGGUCAAUUUAAGUACAUAUUGUAUUCUAUGUGUAAGGUGUGCAAGGUUCACUGCUGAACAUAUAGAUAAUGGAAAAAAUGUAUCUUCAAGGAACUUAAAAUCUAAUUAAGGAGACAACAUAAUCCAUAUAAAAACAUAAAUAGCAAUGGAACCAUAUUCUGGGAAUAUCAUACUAAUAGGGCUCCAAAAUUUAAGGAAGGGAGAGAACAUCACCACUUCUCCCUUUCUUGCACCAGUGCCACUGAAUGGUGGGCCAGAUGAAGACAAUCACAAAAAUUACUUUUUUCUCUCCUCCAGGCGCAUGAGAGCAUAAUUUUUUUUUUUCCAAUUUGCUAAGCCCAAAGAUCUCAUGUUGGCAUUCAAUGUGUAGCAAAGAAUGGUGUAUAUUUAUAAAGUUUAUUUAUGCCACUAUAUAUAUAUAUUUAUGUCACAUUGUGAGCCAAACCAUGUAAUAAAACCUAAUUUUCAUAAAAGAUGAAAAUCAAAUCUUUUCAGAGGACUUUGCAUCACACCUGAUGACCUCAAACCCAGGAUGAUGAUGUGUUGGGCAUUUGAAAGAAUUUUAAUGUGUAAGUGUAUAUGCUCCCUGUCUGUAGGUUAUAUAGACCAAAAGUGAAGACCCCAAAUUCUUGGCAAAAGGGAUAAAAAUCCCACUCCUACAUGAGGUAAUAUUCUAAAGACUAAUGGGUAUGAGUAGAAUAAAUCAUUUUUGAGUGUCAGGCACCUCCUAAUAGAGCUUUUAUUUCAUUUUGCCACAUCUGAGUUAUGUGGUCACACCUAGUGUCAAAAGCAAAUCCCAUUAUCACACCUAUUUACCACUCGGUGUAUACGUUGUCUUUAUAGUCUUAGUACUUACAGGUUUCUGAUCAAACCAUUUUAUAGAAAAUAAAAGAUUAUAUGAUAGAAAUGUCUAAUAGAAAUGACACUUAGAAAACUCAAUUUAAGAUAACCCAGGAAAGUAUGUAAGUGAAGCCUUUGCUGAACAAAUUACACAUACACAAUAUGUGUGUAUAUAUGCCUCUAGGAAUAGCAAGACUGACAAAUUGUAUAUGUAGCAAUGUGGUUAACAAAACAGUUAAGUGUAAAUUAAACCAAAGUAUCACUACUUGGACACUGGACACACUUUUCUUUCCUCAACCCCUUUUCCCUUCCCAACUUUUUUUGGCCUUUAGUGCUUUUGUGUUCAAAGUUUUUCAAAGAUAUCUAUAUCACAGCUUUAAAAAUUUUGAAUUCUCUUUCUUGUCCAUAGUUUUCCUGUUCCUCCCCUGUUUAGGUCUCUUACAUGUGAAUGUAGCAAACAAUCAGAAAUGGUUUUGCUUUUCUCAAAGGAAAAACUGACCAAAGUUAAUCGGCUUUUUACUUUGCUAGAAUAACAAACUUAUCUUAUGUUUACUACAAACUGGUUUACAUUGUUAUUUAUGUACAAUUGUCAAAAUGUAAAUUAAAUAUAAAUGUUCAUGCUUUA
Molecule: messenger RNA, 6123 nt
Organism: Sarcophilus harrisii (Tasmanian devil)
Lineage: Eukaryota; Metazoa; Chordata; Mammalia; Dasyuromorphia; Dasyuridae
Gene: PRDM1
Product: PR/SET domain 1
Exons: 5
Coding region: 1035-3011 (658 amino acids)
Biological process (GO): cell fate commitment; regulation of transcription by RNA polymerase II
Cellular component (GO): nucleus; cytoplasm
Molecular function (GO): DNA-binding transcription repressor activity, RNA polymerase II-specific; RNA polymerase II cis-regulatory region sequence-specific DNA binding; histone deacetylase binding
Source: RefSeq, a predicted model, not a curated record